AUGGAGGCCAAGGAGCACAUCGAAGAAGAGGAGGUAUCCAUCGACAGCAUAGAGUACAUGAAGCGUACUACCCAAAUUUCGCCCGAAACUUCGGAGACACUCAUGAACCGCUGGGGGAACGAAAAGCGAACGACGCUAAAGAGAGAUGCGACAGGCAGGGAACAGAUAGAAACAGAACGCUCACAUAAAGUCGAGGAGGCGUGGUGUCCUCGUUCGAGACCGAUGGCCUGGCAGCAUCCACCGCUAUCAGUCGUGAGCGCCCUACAUGCCUCAAGGCCCCAUCAGAGCUCCAACGCACCCCUGCUCAGAACAGGAAACACGGCGACGAUGAGCAGCAAGCUGUACAGAUGCGUGGCCUCGUGA
Messenger RNA from Cyanidioschyzon merolae strain 10D, 363 nucleotides. RefSeq lists its product as hypothetical. Bases 1 to 363 code for a protein of 120 amino acids. NCBI's taxonomy places the organism in Eukaryota, Rhodophyta, Bangiophyceae, Cyanidiales, Cyanidiaceae. The transcript has a single exon. The record is from RefSeq and is a predicted model, not a curated record.